Aegilops tauschii subsp. strangulata is the source of this 1294-nucleotide messenger RNA. RefSeq names its product auxin response factor 13. Gene Ontology annotation, molecular function: DNA binding. The record is from RefSeq and is a predicted model, not a curated record. Lineage: Eukaryota; Viridiplantae; Streptophyta; Magnoliopsida; Poales; Poaceae. Gene Ontology annotation, biological process: regulation of DNA-templated transcription; response to hormone.
CGUUUGUGGCAGCAUAGACUCAUUUGCUCCGCGCACCCGACCGUCGUCCACCCUGCUUCAACCGAUGGCGGCGCAAUUCCCCGUCGACGGCCGCUGGGUCUCAUCCGUGGUCGCGCUCUCUCGUCUCCCACCGCCGGGCACAGAGGCCUUCUACUUCGCUCGGGGCCAUGCCGAGCAGUGGCCGCAUCUCCCCGCCGCGCCGGAGGGCCACGCCCACGGCGUCCCUUGCGAGGUCACGGCCGUCGACUACUUCACGGACGGCGAGGAACCCUGCGCCCGGAUCACGCUCCUGCCUCGCCCCCACAACCCUCCGCCUGCGGCCAUCGACAUCCCCGCGCCGGGCAGGUUUGUCUUCUACGCCAAGCAGAUACAGCAGGGCGACUGGCAAAGGUCCUAUUUUCAAGUGCCCAAGGAGUGCGAGCGGCUGUUCCCGCCGCACCAGGCCGCGGGGGACAAGCAGGACCUGCUGCUGCACGACAUCAGCGGCAACUCGUGGAACAUGGAGCACACGCAUCGGGGCGCGACGCGUUCUCUGUCAAGGGACUGGCAGGAUCUUGUGCACGAGAAGGGUGUCAAGGUGCGCGACAUCAUUGUGUUCGUCCGCUGCCCCGACGGCCGGAUCCUCGUCGAUCUACGUCGCGCCACGCCGGUGAACAGGGACUGGGGAGGUCAAGAGGUGGCACAGGCGUCGCAGCUGGCCAUCGAAGGGGGCGCCUUUACCGUCACGUACUACCCAGGCCGCGGCGGGGAAUCGUUCGUCGUGCCGCGAGCAGUGGUGGAUGCUGCUGCUGAGAGAGAGUGGGAGGUGGACACGCCGGUUCGCCUUCUACCCAAGGACGAGGUGGUGCAUGUUCAGCAACAGGGCUCGGCGUCCGGCGUGAUUGCAAGAGGCACCAUCGGUGCAGUCGUACCAGGGGCUACUACAUGGCGCAGUCUCCAGGUUGAUUGGGACGGCUCCACAUCCUCAACACCUGCUGUCAACAAGUGGCAAGUCGAACCCGAGGGAACCCGUGAUGCCAAGAGACGCAGGCUCUCCAAGACUGUGCCUCCGGUAGCAUCGACAGCCCAAAGAGGAGUCAAGCUGUUUGGCAAGACCCUUGUUCCAGAGGGAAGUGGCUCCAGGAGCUAGUGUACCCAAAAUACCAUUUUUUUUGCAUGCUAGCAUCGGCUGGGUAAAACUGGUGUUUCACUCUUCAGACUAGUUUGUCAUAUCAUUACCUGUUGGUCACAUCGAUGUUGAUGCUACAUACUACUCUUGAGUACCUGUGGCCCGAAACUUAUUUGCUUGCGUUGA